Messenger RNA from Belonocnema kinseyi, 738 nucleotides. RefSeq lists its product as uncharacterized. The coding region runs from base 1 to 738 and encodes 245 amino acids. The record is from RefSeq and is a predicted model, not a curated record. The transcript has 4 exons. Lineage: Eukaryota; Metazoa; Arthropoda; Insecta; Hymenoptera; Cynipidae.
AUGCGAUUAAGAAUAUAUCCCAAAUCCUUCACUGAUUCUACAAAUGGAAUGCUACGUCCAUCGAUCAAAACAGGUAAUUGGCCCGGAAAGGUGAAGCCUAAAGUCAUCAGCAUAUUUGUGAUAGUUGCAAUGUUGAAGCUCGUUACCAAGUUCAGAGUAUCAAUGUCCAUGUACCCACCGGUGGACAACUCGCCGUUGAAAGUUCCAACAGCAUAUGCGCCGUUACCUUCCCUUCCGCAGGCAUCAUCAAGUCUUGCUGCUCAAAAUGUGAAUAAACAUAAGCUGGUGCGCUUGCAACACAACCUGGAAGGUUGUACACCAGCGUACAAUGAAGAGAAAAAACUUUAUUCUUUUCAAUAUGGUGAAAAGGUUCAUAAGAUCGCUAAUACUUUAACAGAGGAACACCAACUAAUCGUGAGCAUGCUUACUGCAAAUCUUGAUAUUUACCGUAACAAUGGGAAUGGAGUAGGAAUAAAAGUGGCGACACACACUGGAAGAAAGUUUAAAACACCGAAGGGUAAGUAUUUCAGCGGAUCAGAAUUCAAACCUAAAGCAGAGGAUUUCAUAGCAGAUGGUGGCCAUCCUUUUGGGUACGUUGAUCACAUGCGCAAUCUUCAACUUUUCGUUUGGGAAACUCCAGCUACACAUGCAGCUCCAGAUGCACAUGCAGUUCCAGAUGCAAAGAAAAAUCUAGCUCAUUAUUUAACUCCAUCUGCACCUCCGUAUGGACAUUCAUGA